Dovyalis caffra is the source of this 327-nucleotide messenger RNA. The record is from the annotation of a GenBank genome assembly. NCBI's taxonomy places the organism in Eukaryota, Viridiplantae, Streptophyta, Magnoliopsida, Malpighiales, Salicaceae.
AUGAGUAUGGUUGCCAUCUUUCACCAUGUCUUUCUCUCACUCAAAGAGAUCAAAGACAUUGAAGGGGAAGAUGAUGAUGACGACAAGGAAGAGAGGAAAUAUUCCAGUCUCUUUCAUCACGUUGGCGAUAUACCAAGACUAAUUUUCAGGAUCUAUCAGGAUUCUUCUGAGGAUGAUAGUUAUUCAUUUCAGCUUCCUGAACAUAACCUUCCAGGUUGUAAUUUUGGAAAGGAACAGAUGGAUUCACUUGAGCAACUGGACGAAGAAUCCAUGACUGUAAGAGCGGAAGGCAAUACUGGAAUUGAUGUUGACGAAGGCGUUUCCUGA